Messenger RNA from Protopolystoma xenopodis, 309 nucleotides. The record is from the annotation of a GenBank genome assembly. NCBI's taxonomy places the organism in Eukaryota, Metazoa, Platyhelminthes, Monogenea, Polystomatidea, Polystomatidae.
AUGCUCGUGGAGGCUCGUAAGCAAUGGAUAUUAGAGACUAAGAUACAUGAAACUGAAGCCAUUCGAGCUAGUGUAGAGGAAGCCAAAUUGGCUUUUAAAACCAGUGCUGAAGAAGAAUUGGCUUUAGCUCGACGAAAAUUCUCGGAGGAGUUUGAGAAGUGCCGUUUAGAUACGGAAAAUCGUGUCCGGCGUGAGCUUCUUUUAUCCCGCCCUCUCAUGAUAGAGAAAGCCAUAUCUACCGAUCAGGCCGCUAAGGUAUAUUUUUAUUAUAGAAGAUUACACUUUUGGUUGAAUUAUUGUUAUUUGUGA